AUGGAAGCUGUUCCAGAUCAGUUCAUGGAAUUCCACCCUAUCCAUGGGACUAACGUGCAACUGGACUACUCAGCGACGCAGGCCACGCGGGUGGAGAGCUUUGCUAAUGGAGUGUGCUUCAGCAAACAACCCCUAAAACCAGGAGAGAUUUUCCUUGUUGAGAUUGAGGACAAAGAACUAGGCUGGUGUGGCCACCUUCGGAUAGGCCUGACAGCUAGGGACCCCAGAGACUUGGAGGUGGUUCCUGAAUACUCCAUCCCGGAUCUGACUGACCUGGGCGACAGCUGGGUUUUCGCCAUCACACGUAACCACAACAAGGUUGCGGAGGAGGUCGAAAACGUCCAAGAACCUGGAGAUGGACUACUUGGAGGUCAAAGACUGGGGCGAGGAGAGGUUGAAAAUCAGGAUGAUGCAAUCAGCAAACCAAAGACUUUUUUCACAGAUUCUCACUUGCACAUCGGGAAUGUACGGAUCCCGAGAGACAAGCUGGUUGGCCGCAGUCGGCCUGGGCGCUUCAGCCACAUUUUGGAUGACUUGUACAAGACCAACGCUUUGCCGCCCACAGCCAGACGCAGCCGGAUAGGGGUUCUGUAUGUACAAAAAGGCCCUGAUCUAGGUGACAUGCAUAUCAUCAUUAAUGGGGAAGAUAUGGGUGCUUCUGCAAGAGGCAUCCCCACCAUAGAGCCACUUUAUGCUGUCGUGGAUGUAUUUGCUGCUACAAAGUGUGUGAGGAUUGUGCAGGUGGAGUAUGGAUUCUCCUCCUUGCAGACAUUGUGCAGGAAAUCCAUCCAAAAGCACAUUGUCCACAGAAUGGCAAUUGACUGGCUGGAGCUACCAGAGGCACUGAAGCGCUUUUGCAAGUACGAGUGA
This is a messenger RNA of Nerophis lumbriciformis (worm pipefish), 870 nucleotides long. The record is from RefSeq and is a predicted model, not a curated record. Lineage: Eukaryota; Metazoa; Chordata; Actinopteri; Syngnathiformes; Syngnathidae.